ACAGCCGUCACCCUGCCAUCCUUUAAUUUGAGCUCAGCCUCCGUGGGGUUCACACGCGCUAAAGGGGGGGUCGUCUCAUCGCCAAACCUUUGUAAGGGAGAAGGAGAUCGGACCGGAUUUGCGCCUCUUUUCUUUUAGGGGGAAAGCUCUCGCCUAUCCCAGAGCUGGAUUUUUAAAUCUCAAAAAACUCAUUGAGGGUUUUCUUUUUCGAUUUUCUUUUUUUUUGUUCUUAAAGGAAAGAAAGGAAAAAAAUGGGAGCCCAGUUGUCCAAGGGUGGAGUGGCUGUUGAGGGGAAAGCCGCCGCCGACCCUGCUGCUGCGAAAGCCAACGGGCAGGAGAACGGCCAUGUCAAAACCAAUGGUGACGUUUCAGCCAAGCCCGACGGGGAAGUGGCGGCCGCAGAUGGAAACGGAACGGCCGAGCCGGCCAAGGAGGGCGAGACCAGCGCCGGGGACGCCAUCGAGCCCGCUCCUGCGGCCGAGGGCGAGGCCGCCAAAGCGGAGGGCGAGGCUGCCAAGGAGGGCAAGAAGAAGAAGAAGUUCUCGCUGAAGAACUCCUUCAAGUUUAAGGGCAUCUCGCUGAAGAAGAACAAGAAGGGCAGCGAGGAGGGCAAGGAGGAGGCCACCUCCCCCACGACCGAGGACAAGCCCGAGGAGAACGGCCAUGCGGCCAAGGAAACCAAAGAGGAGACGCCGGCCGCCGAGGCCAAAGAGGGCGAGGCCGCUGAGGCUGCUCCUGCACCCGAGGGAGAGGCCAAGGCCGAGGAGGAGGCCCCACCGACAGAGGAUGCCCCGGCCGAGGAGGCCCCCGCCGAGGGCACGACACCCGCAGCCUCCGAGGGCGAGGCCAAGGCAGAGUGACUGCACUCCAGCACGGCACCUGAACUGAUUUUCCAAGAUUAAAGUAUAUAAAAAUAUAUAUGAGAGACUUGUGCCACGUUCUUAAAGUUAUAAACAAAACUACAAAAGAAGACAAAGGAUAUAUCACGUUUGCUGAUUCAACCACCAGUUCACUGCCUUUUAUUAGUUCUUCGACAGACGGAAACUCACCGGGCCCUCUCAUGAUGAAAGCGUUGGCUGGUGUCGCCCCCUCAUGGUACACACAGGGACUGGCGUGCAGCGAAGGUAAUGGAUUGGAUGUGGAGCGAAUCAGGAAUACUGACUUAUUUUCCCAAUUCAUGGAGAAGCAUCCUUUAAAACAGCGUGGCAGCCCUAUAACAUCUUAUUUUUCUUUCUCAUCUUUUUGGGAUCUAAAAAUUGUCACCGUUGGCAGAGCGGGGCAGACCAUCUCCUUCACUCGAAAUGACUGAUAUACGGACACACAAACCUUUCAGAUCAUCUUAUUAAUUUUUAGAAUUCUACAUUCCUAUGUUUUACCCCCAAAUUUCAAGUAUUUUGUCAUGUAUAGAGAGGAGAACAUCGAGGAGGGGAAGUGGAAAAAGAUGUCUUUGUUCGUGCAUUUUGAUUCUUUUUCUGGCUAAAACCACAUUCGAGCUUCUUGAGUGUUGCAGUGUUCACAUUUCAGAAUUUAUGACGCAGGGUUUGGGAUUGUGUAAAAAAAAAAAAAAAUGUGAGCUUUUUAUCUGCAAACUGUCUCUGUAAAUAUGUUUUGGCCAAUAUUUUUGGUUCUCUUUAUUUUGCUAUCGUUUGAAGAUGUUAAUGGUUUUAUUGUAACUUUUAAUAAGGGUAAAUAAAUGUUCGAUCCCCUC
Molecule: messenger RNA, 1708 nt
Organism: Archocentrus centrarchus (flier cichlid)
Lineage: Eukaryota; Metazoa; Chordata; Actinopteri; Cichliformes; Cichlidae
Gene: marcksl1a
Product: MARCKS-like 1a
Exons: 2
Coding region: 252-860 (202 amino acids)
Biological process (GO): central nervous system development; actin filament organization
Cellular component (GO): cytoplasm; plasma membrane
Molecular function (GO): calmodulin binding; actin filament binding
Source: RefSeq, a predicted model, not a curated record